AUGACUCCUCACGAUCGUGCCAUCAUCUGGGCUAAUGGUAAGCCGUGGUUCGUUAUCGUCAAGACCUCCUACGUUCUCUGUGGAAGCUGGAACACAGCCUCGUAUAUCAUCGGCCACAAAACAAAAAGCGGACCGCCCGUAUUCCAUAUUGGAUACGCUCUCGCACCACCAGAGGCCGUUGUAUACUCCAAGCAAGACUCUAUCCAGGAGCUCCAUAUGAGAGGAUUCCACUCCGAUGAAUACCCAGACGAUACCGAACCCCUUGACCUCAUCGAGAUCGCUAUACGUGGCCGCGGCUCUAACAGAACGCCAUGUACGUUUAUCGUUAACGAUAUUCCAAGCUCACUGGUCCUGGUCUACCAAUCCAAACAAAAGACAGACCUUGCGUUCGUGACUCUAUGUCGCAUCCCCGGCUGGCACGAGCGAGUCUGCCAUGAUUCAGAAGGCAUCCCAGACGCUAUACCAAUGAUUCCUGCAGGAGUUUUCCACGAUAUCCACGGUUAUGACUACGGUAACCCGUUCCCCGGGAACUCCACAUCCAUGCCUGGCCCCGAUCUGGUACAACACGUGGACUGGGCCACCGGGUACGACGCAUUAGAUGCCGACGGUAACCCGACCCGUCGGUAUCAGAGGCGCCGCGCACGCGAGUCCCAACGAUUGCAAGACGCCGCCAACCUACCCACAGAGCCAGCUUAG
This is a messenger RNA of Penicillium diatomitis, 696 nucleotides long. RefSeq lists its product as uncharacterized. The transcript has 2 exons. NCBI's taxonomy places the organism in Eukaryota, Fungi, Ascomycota, Eurotiomycetes, Eurotiales, Aspergillaceae. The coding region runs from base 1 to 696 and encodes 231 amino acids. The record is from RefSeq and is a predicted model, not a curated record.